UCCAGAACAAAUUAAAUCAUUUCUACAAUACAAAUUCAUAGUUAUCCAAUUUUCCUGGGCAUUCAAUCAGGGUUUCAUUUUUCCCAAUGCAACACUGUAGUGCAUUUUAAAAAUGUUGCCAGAUUCUGCCUGGCUGUGAUGCACUUAUCAGUAAGAAAAAAAAAUGGCCUUUCCACACCCCACAAUGAGAUUUUGACACUGUUCACCAAAACCCCUUCAUCUAAUCUCUUUUCCUGCGUGAACAACCACCACCGUUUUGUCUUUACCCAUGGCCAAAAUCUGGAUUGAAGUGUGCUUGAUAUCAGCUCGUGGUGUGAGGGGUUCACCCUCACUUUGGAAGCGUCAGUGGUAUGCAGUUGGGUGGGUUGAUCCUAAGAGCAAGUACUGUACCAAAGUUGAUGCUUCUGGGAAUGCCAACCCUCUUUGGAGGACCAAGUUUGCCAUCCAGGUUGAUACCUCCAACCCAGAUCUGGCACUCCACUUGGAGGUUUAUAGCAGAGAUCCUUUGUUCCUCACUGAGAAGCUUCAUGGCUCCGCAACAGUUGUUCUCAGAGAGUUUUUGGCUAAGCAGGUCCACAACUCUGAAGAAGUAGGAAGCUACCAGUUGAGAAAGAAGAAAUCCAACAAACCAAGUGGCUUCAUUGAUAUUUCAAUCCGUCUUUCUGAGAACAAGGAGGACCCUACUUUCCACCCACAAGGUAAUGGGGAAGGAGUAGUGCUGCUAGAUUAUGGCAAUGAUACUCACUUGACCCCAGGGGGUGGAUUUGGACAAGCCUACCCACAGAAAAAGCCUCAAGCUUCAAUCCAUCAUUUCCAUGGGACAGGAAAACAGACCCAAAAUAAUGUCCCCUACACACAUCCAGUGCCAUUUCCUGCAGACUACGCUACUAAUCCUCCUUAUAUGAGUGGACCAAGCUAUCCUGCAGCUACUGGACCAAGUUAUCAAACACCCAGAACAACUCCUGCACCACCACACUCAAAGGUCAAUCAUGCUCCCACUUUUUUCCCAAGUAAUGGUGGCAUGGCACCUAGUUAUUUUAACAUGCCAUCAUCAUCAUCAUCUGGGGCAGGUCCUAGGCCAAGAGGGCCUCCAGGAUUUGCAAUUGGGGCAGGUGCAGGAGCAUUGGCAGCUGGGGCUGUAAUGUUUGGUGAUAACUUCAUGUCACAAUUAGGUGAUCCCACUCUUACCAUUGCCACUGACCCUCUUUUCUGAUCAACAAGAGUUAAGCAGCUUCUGUAAUUAUUCUAUUGGGCUGCACACAUUAUGGCCAUUAUGCCAUGAGAGUUUUCUUCUUCUGUCUGAAUCUGAAAUCAAUUUUUUUAGAGGUGUUAUGACUACUCUUUUUGUUUAGUUUCAUGGUGCUCUCUUUCUAGUAAAAAAUGUCUGCAAUACCUUGUCUUGUUAUAUAUUAGAUGAACAGAGGCAGUAUUGUAGAUCCAAUUGACUAAACAAGGAUACAGGGAUGAAAACACACAAAGUGGCAAAGGUUUUUGCUUGAAGAAAGCCUUAUGCCUAUUAUGUAACAUGAAGUUUGCUUGCUCGUGAUUUUCUACUGA
Molecule: messenger RNA, 1557 nt
Organism: Vigna umbellata (rice bean)
Lineage: Eukaryota; Viridiplantae; Streptophyta; Magnoliopsida; Fabales; Fabaceae
Biological process (GO): defense response
Source: RefSeq, a predicted model, not a curated record